AUGUCUAUCACAAUUUUAUUGAUACUCGUUCUUGCCUCUAAAACAAUUAGUGCUUCUAAUCCUGAAUGCGAGAAUAUUACAUAUUGUGAAUGCUCGGAAAAUCAAUUAGGGGAUAUAAGCUCUAUUUUAAUUUCAAAUAACAAUUUGACAUUUACAAUAGGUGUAGCUUCAUGGUCAGAUUUCCAGGUCGAUUGUAAUAAUCUUGGUUGGUAUGAAUUUAAUAUUAUCAGAAAAGAAUUCGCAGAUGUUGUUGAUUUGGUGAAAAAAGAAUUGAAAAGAGAGCAUCUUGAAGGAUUUCCAAAUUUGACCAAAUUGGUUUUAUCCAAUAACGGUUUAACUAAUAUUUCGUCAGAUUUUCUUAGCAAUUUCGCUGAAUUGGAGUUUCUUGAUUUAUCUGAAAAUAAUCUUGUUUUGAGCAAAGAUAAUUUUAAAGAAACUUUGAAUCUUAAGCAACUUGAUAAUUUAGAAACAAUUGAUUUGUCCAAUAAUAAUUUCAAAGAACAUCUUGAGGAAGUUGAAUUAAGAAGAAAUUAUUUGAAUAAUAUACCAGAAAAUCUUUUCUGGUAUUCAACAUCUUUAAAAUACAUCGAUUUAAGUGAGAAUAAUUUUAGAAUAUUACCAGAAUCUAUCUUUAGAAAUUUACAAAAUAUUGAAAAGAUCUUAAUAAGUAAGAAUUUGAUUGAGAUUCUUCCUGAUAUCAUUUUUACAUCUGUAAGAAAAUUAAAAGUACUCGACUUGUCUUUUAAUCGUAUUUCUAUUGUACAAAGAAAUUUGUUCAAUGGUUUGACAUCGUUAGAAGAACUUAACAUGGAAGGAAAUCGCUUGAAAUAUAUCCAUAGUAAAGCAUUUUCAACCAAUGAACAAUUAUCCAUAGCUAAGUUCUCAGAUAAUAUUCUAGAGUUUGAUACUCCAUUGAAUAUGAUGUCACCUUUUUUUAAUAAUCAUCUUCUUAAAGAAUUGCAUUUAUCAAACAAUAAAAUUAAAUAUUUUUAUUCUGAUUGGACUACAAAUAAACUAGAGUUAGAAUUAUUGGAUCUGCGUCACAACGACAUAAGCGAAUGA
This is a messenger RNA of Polistes dominula (European paper wasp), 1062 nucleotides long. RefSeq lists its product as uncharacterized. The record is from RefSeq and is a predicted model, not a curated record. NCBI's taxonomy places the organism in Eukaryota, Metazoa, Arthropoda, Insecta, Hymenoptera, Vespidae. Gene Ontology annotation, molecular function: protein binding.